Messenger RNA from Ylistrum balloti, 933 nucleotides. RefSeq names its product sterile alpha motif domain-containing protein 3-like. Bases 1 to 933 code for a protein of 310 amino acids. The transcript has 3 exons. The record is from RefSeq and is a predicted model, not a curated record. NCBI's taxonomy places the organism in Eukaryota, Metazoa, Mollusca, Bivalvia, Pectinida, Pectinidae.
AUGCGCAGAAAUAUGAGUGAACCAGCAGUGAAAUGGAGAAAAAAAAGAACAAAAUUGGAAAUGGACAGUGGUAGCUCUGCCUCAAGCAGUGCCAGUAGUACACCUAGCAUGCAAAAGAAAAGAAGUGUACCUAAGGGUUCCAACUGGGCACCAUUGGUAACAGGCAACCAUGAAGACUUUGAAAAUAUGGCAUCUGAAUUGAAAGACUAUAUCAAUAGUGGUCAGAAUGACAUUGAUCACAUUGACUAUAUCAUGCAAAAGACUUUUCCCCUUCGUCGGAGUCUUGUAAAUACUGGUCCACCGAUACAAACAAUCUUAGAGGAGUACCCAGCACUCAAAAUAGUUGAGGUAUGUCCGAAGGAAAUGACCCGUUUGACAUGUGUAGACGCUAUGAAAAUUUUCAAGACAAACCUCACAAAGAUUCCAGAAAAUGUUAUGAACAUUAUUAAGAACAAAAAAAAGAAGACUGAAAGAUCUGAUGCAAUAAUUAAUAGAUUGGACUGUGUGAUUGCUGAUCUGGAUGAAAUAACUCCCAAAUCUGUAUUUGUUCACAAACUCAUUGCUUCAUGUUUGAUGUUGCCACACCUCUUUGACGAAGAUGAUGGUUCCUUCAUCAAAGAAAUCAGUACUGAUGAAAACUUGAUGGAAUUAGUGAAGUGCGGACCAAGGACACCUUUUAUAAUUGCCAUCAAACCAUUUGACAGUAAAAACAGGAUAUUUUACAUCGCUGUAGAGGGCAACAUUAUUUUGAAUAACAAAGACAUUCUGGAGGCAGUUUUUCUGCUUAUGUCCACCUACUGGAUAUUCUAUAUUGAAUAUCCAAUAAAAGCAAGACAUACAUACCAGUUUUUGCAGCAUUUUGCUUUACAAUUGUCAUUUGGAGAGACUCCAGCAAAGAAAGUGAUUACAAUUGCUCAAAAGGUAUCAAUAUGA